UCCUGCAACGUACGUAUAUUUCUAGUGUUUGGGUUCUGUCCAGUGGUGUUCAUCAGUUGCUUCAAGAAUGGAUAAAAAAAUGGAGACGGAUAAUUUGGAAAUGCGUCUUCAGGCGCUGGAGAGCCGUAUAUACGGCGAAAGAAGAAAUAAGAGUGGAAAACCUGUCAAGUGUGCAGAGUCUUUGGCCAGGAUUCAGGCAGGUCUGACUAAUACAGCCAACAAGAGAGAGCGAGUAAAGAUCCUGCACAAGAAAAUUGAGGACCUGGUGAAGUACCUGGACCCCCAGUUUACCGACCACAUCACUGUACCUGAUGCCAUGAAGCUGGAGUUCAUCCUUGCUGAGGAGGACUUCUUGCUUUCUCAGGCUGCUUUGCUGGAACAAGUGAACAGCCUGCAGCCACUGUUGGACAGCACCUACAUCAGAGAUGUACCCGAACACGCCACCAAGUUGCAGCGUCUGUCCCAGAUUCACAUCAAAGAACAGGACCAAACUGAGGCUCAAUCAGUGGAAGUGAAAAAGCUUUUUGAGGAAUACAACAAGAUGAUGUUCCUGCUAUCCAAGCAGUUCACUCAAUGGGACGAGACUCUGAGGAAGAUGGAGGAGGCCAAAGGAAUCCGACCUGUGGAGUAGUUGCUGUCAGAACACACACACACCUGUCCAGUGAUGGUGAUGAUGCAGAAGACUGCACUAUGGUGGGAGCUUUUGAUCAGACGUGUUACAUAUGUAGCUUGUUCUUCUCCACUAAUUCAACAAAAAGAGACACAAGCAUCACAACAUUUCUCUGUUUUUACUGCUAAUUAAUUUGUCACUAUUUAACUCAAUCAGGUUAUAAGACAUUGGUACCUUUAACUGCCUUUAAGAGGCCUUCAAAAAUUUCAGGAGUGAACUUAAAAAUGUUCUUUGUUCCAGCCGCUGGUUGUGGCGCCCAAACACUGAGUAAUGCUACCACUGAUUUUAACCCAGUCUGAUCUUUUUUCCAUCAUCUGGAAUAAUGUGCUCCCAUCACCUGACUUGUAGCUCAGACAGCUGUGGAGUUGCUGCUGUUAUUUAUUGUCAGACAAUAGAGCUUUUUAUGCUUUCACAUUGACCUGACUUGUAAUGCCUCCCCUCUGCAAACUGGUCACAAGAAUUGUUCUGCUGUUCCCUCACACACACACAUCAUCUUUUCUGAAACACGUCUUCUUCAUGGCUUUAGAUUUCCCCUCUGAAUGCUUCGUGACAUGGUUUGUAAAACUUUAAAUUAGCUUCAGUACUCUUUUCAGUAUUCUGGUUUUGAAAUGUUAAAUAUGUAUUAUUCAUGAUACAGAAUGACAAUGGUUAAUACAAUAAAUGACUUUUUUCUUUGAAAACAA
This is a messenger RNA of Acanthochromis polyacanthus (spiny chromis), 1353 nucleotides long. RefSeq names its product dynactin 3 (p22) (gene dctn3). The transcript has 7 exons. Gene Ontology annotation, cellular component: dynactin complex. Bases 68 to 631 code for a protein of 187 amino acids. Gene Ontology annotation, biological process: cytoskeleton-dependent cytokinesis. Lineage: Eukaryota; Metazoa; Chordata; Actinopteri; Pomacentridae. The record is from RefSeq and is a predicted model, not a curated record.